Molecule: messenger RNA, 969 nt
Organism: Peronospora matthiolae
Lineage: Eukaryota; Oomycota; Peronosporomycetes; Peronosporales; Peronosporaceae
Source: the annotation of a GenBank genome assembly
AUGGCUGCAUCGCCCACAUCUGCUCGUCUCGGAGGGUCCUCGGACGACGGCGAGUCCGCGACCUCUCGCCGCGGCUUCUCCAAGCGUGGCGACGGCUUCUCCGUGCAAGAGACGGACGGACUUCUCCACGUCGUGCGCGCGCACUGGCAAGAGGGAUGGGACGUGAUCGCCGACGUGCACAACGCGCAGUUCCCCGGGCACAAACGCACGGCAGGCUCGCUCAAGCGCAAGUUUGCCAAGCUCUACCGGACCAAGAUCAGCGCCAGUACCAAGGAGAAGCACGCGCGGGCAGCGUCCAUGGCCAAGAAGGUGCGGGAGGAGAUGCGUGGCCAGCGACGGGGGCUUGGGGCGGGCCGAGGCGCUGGACAGAGUGAGGAGGACCUUCUGAAGGACACGAUCGAGAGCAGCAUGGAGCGUGUGUCGGAGGAGGAGCUGGGAGAGGGGCUGGGCGACGUGGCGAUGGGCACGGCGGUGGCCCGACCGCCGUCCCAGCCACUGCCAGAAGCUGCGGUCACAGCUAGUGAACAGGAGCUGCAGCAGACGUUGAGUCAGAGCGUGCAGCUGCCACAGCAGCAUCCUCAGCAGCACCAUUCGAUGCUGGGGCAAGAGACGCUGCUUAGAGACGAUGCGUGGCAGAGUCUUGGUCGAUGGCCAAUUGCUGGCGAGCGGCUGCGCACGUUGCGGACGCAGAUUGAGAGCAACGAGGCGACGUCGAGUCAAGAUUUGGUGCAGACGGUGCUGCUCGUGCUGCUGGAAUCGCAGCGUCAUCGGGAUUUGGAGCGAGAACAGGAACGCGAAGAGCGUCGACAGGAGAAGUUGCAAUGGCAGCAGGAGAUCCGUGAACAGCGGCGUCGGUACGAGCAAGAGCGGGUCGAAGACCGACGUCGGAAUGAUCAGUUUAUGCAGGUGAUGACGACACUCGUGGCACAAGUUGCGGCUGGCCAGCAGCAGCGAAGUGGACUGAAUUGA